GAUACUAUAAAAUGAUCAAUGCCUUCUCUACUCAUCAACUAGUUUACUUAUUCCCUUUUUCUCCUUCACUUUACUUGGUUCUUGACUGUUGCGGAAAAUGGGCGGCAAAACUCAUCUUCGUUCCCUUCCGGUGGUUACCGUCCAAAACACUAAGCUUGCAGAUGCCCCCGUUCUGCUCUUCGUUUACUUCCACAAGGCUUUCAGUGCCCAGCUAGUGGAGCUCCGUCGUUUCGCUACUGACGCCUCUGCAGCCGGUUCCUUUAGCGGGGAAUUGGCCGGGGAGCUACGCCGGAAGUUUGAGUUUUUGAAGCUUGUGUACAAGUAUCACAGCGCAGCUGAAGAUGAGGUUGUCUUUUUGGCGCUCGGUGAACGUGUGAAGAACAUUGUUUCUAGUUAUUCGCUUGAGCAUGCUGGCACAGAUGAUCUCUUAUCCUCAUUGUUCCAUUGGCUACAUGUUCUUGAAGAGGAAUUAGGGAGCGUAAGCGAUGUACUUCGUGAAGUUAUCCUAUGCAUAGGCACCAUUCAGUCAUCCAUAUGCCAACAUAUGCUUAAAGAAGAGCGGCAGGUCUUUCCUUUGUUAAUUGAGAAGUUCUCGUUCCGAGAACAGGCAUCACUUGUGUGGCAAUUCAUUUGUAGUGUUCCAGUGAUGGUACUCAAAGACUUUUUGCCAUGGAUGAUGUCUUAUCUCUCUCACGAGGAGAAAACUGAAGUUGUGAAUUGCAUGAAAGACAUAGUUCCAAAUGAAGACUUAUUGCAACAGGUGAUAAGCUCUUGGCUGAUCAACAACAUUCCAUCGACUUGUGGGGCUUCUACAAAGAUCGUAAAAUGUGUCCAGUAUGGAGAUGUGUCUAAAAAUACGAAGAACUCAUCUAGGACACAGGAGUCCAGAGGAUGUUUUAAAUGGUUCUGCCGGUGGAGUGAAAAGGCUCUUUUUAUUAAAAAUGUAGGUCACAGCCCAAUUCAUGGUCUUCAGCUUUAUCAAAAUGCAGUUGAAAAAGAUUUGAGAGACAUUCAAGAAGAAUUAUGCCAAGAGAAAUCCCCAAGACUUCUUUUGGACCUUGAUGUAGUCAUGGCUCGGUUAAACUUCCUUGCUGAUGUUCUUGUUUCUUACUGCAAUGCAUUUAACAAGUUCUUCCACCCGGUGUUAGAAGAAAUAGCCUCUUCAAGUACAAAUCAAUUCACCAUAGAUAUUUGUCUUGGGAAUUUUAAGAGAUUUUUAUACAAAAGUGACGAUGCUAAAAUGUGGACGGAGGGUUUUCUACUGAAGCUUCAGGAGGAACUUGAUUCCCUUGUACUCCAAGUAACAAAACAAUUUUCUGUACAUAGAACAAAGGUAUUCCCAGUCAUCAGCAAGAAUUGUAAUCAUGAAAUGCAAAGGCAGGUCCUGUACACAAGCAUACAUGUCUUACCUCUUGGAUUGCUAAAGUGUGUCAUACCAUGGUUCUCUGCUCAUCUGUCAGAAGAAGAAUCUCAAUCCAUUCUUCAUUUCUUGACUUUAAAAGAUUCUUUUCCCAAAAAAAUAUUUCCACGCCUCUUGUUGCAGUGGCUACCUUUUGGCUACUCAGACAAAACCUCUGUUGGAAGUUCUUGGAAACAGCUCUUCGCAAUGUUAUGCUUCUUUAAAAGAAACAAGUCCUCAACCUUCUUCAUGUUGCCGGCUGCUGGAGACAUGUACGAGACACCUUACUCUAGUAGAAUGCUUUUCUCCGGAAACCUUAGAUCUCGUCAUCUGCAUAUGGAUGAUCCAUUUACCAUGGAUAGAAAACCAAUUGAUCUCCUUUUCUUCUUCCACAAGGCAAUGAAGGUGGAUCUUGACUACCUUGUUAGUGGAUCAGCAAGACUAGCAUCCGACUCUAGCUUCCUCAUGGAGUUUCAACAGCGGUUCCAUCUGAUAAAAUUAUUUUAUCAGAUACACUCUAAUGCAGAGGAUGAGAUUGCGUUUCCAGCACCGGAGGCAAAGGGAAAGCUACAAAAGAUCACUCACUCAUUUAGUAUUGAUCAUGAGCUAGAAACCAAACACUUUGAUAAGGUGUCAUUAAUUUUAAAUGAGAUGUCAGAGCUGAACAUGUUGGUUUCUACAAUGAAGUAUGAGCGGUUAUGUCUGAGUCUCCAAGAGAUAUGCAGAUCCAUGCACAAGAUAUUGUCAGAGCAUUUCAAACAAGAAGAAACUGAGCUAUGGUGUCUGUUCAGGGGCUGCUUUACUAUUGAAGAACAAGAGAAAAUCAUAGGAUGCAUGCUUGGGAGAAUAAGCGGGGAAACACUGAAGGAUAUGAUUCCCUGGUUAAUGGAUUCUUUGACAUCUGAUGAACAACAUGAUGCAAUGUCCUUAUGGCUCCAAGCGACAAGGGGAACAAUGUUUGUCGAUUGGCUAAAUGAAUGGUACAACGGUCAUAUUAUCAAAGAGGAAGCAAGAGAAGCAAACAACAUAAAAUAUGAACACUUGUUAUCAAUGAGUCAAGAACCAUCCAUCCUCUCAAGCAGUAUAGAAACAAUUCAUGGUCAGCAUCCAUCUUAUCGAGAUGCUCAUAGUUCCGUCUUUGGCUGCGAGCACUACAAGAGGAACAGCAAGCUUCUUGCUCCUUGUUGUGACCAGCUCUUCACGUGUAUACAAUGCCAUGAUGACGAGGCUGAUCACUCGGUGGAAAGGAAACAUAUCGAAAAGAUGAUGUGCAUGAAAUGCCUUAUGAUUCAGCCAAUUGGUGCAAAUUGCUCAAAUGCGUCGUGCAAGUCGUCAAUUGGAAGCUACUUCUGCAAGAUAUGUAAAUUAUUUGAUGAUGAAAGGUCAAUUUAUCAUUGUCCCUACUGCAAUCUUUGUCGGGUAGGGGAAGGACUGGGCAUUGACUACUUCCAUUGCAUGAAAUGCAAUGCUUGUUUGUCAUGUUCCUUAAAAGAGCAUGUUUGCCGGGAAAAUUGGCUAGAAGUUGAUUGUCCGAUUUGCUGCGAGUACAUCUUCACCUCCAGAACCGUGAUAAAGCCUCUUCCAUGCGGUCACUUGAUGCACUCAGCAUGCUUUCAGGAAUACACUCGUUCAAAUUACACAUGCCCUGUCUGCAGCAAGUCGCUAGGAGAUAUGAAGAGCUACUUUAAGAUGUUAGACGAAUUGCUAGCGGAAGAAAAGAUGCCUGAUGAAUACUCCAACAAGACUCAGGUGAUACUGUGUAAUGAUUGUGGAAGAAAAGGAUACCGCAAAUGCACUUCUUGUGGUUCAUACAAUUCAAAGCUCCUUUAGAUGUUCCUUUCACAUUAUUGCAGAAUAAUAAGUCUUAUGUAUUAUUAUAUGACUGGUUAGAAAAACGGAUCUGUAAAAUUUGACGUUGUACCAAAAUAAAACAUACAAACAAACCCAGAUUUAUCAGUGGAUGUCACUCAUUCAGAUUUGAGUGGU
Brassica oleracea var. oleracea is the source of this 3385-nucleotide messenger RNA. RefSeq lists its product as uncharacterized. The record is from RefSeq and is a predicted model, not a curated record. Gene Ontology annotation, molecular function: ubiquitin protein ligase activity; zinc ion binding. The transcript has 11 exons. NCBI's taxonomy places the organism in Eukaryota, Viridiplantae, Streptophyta, Magnoliopsida, Brassicales, Brassicaceae. Gene Ontology annotation, cellular component: nucleus. Gene Ontology annotation, biological process: ubiquitin-dependent protein catabolic process; protein ubiquitination. Bases 98 to 3229 code for a protein of 1043 amino acids.